UAUAUCUGUGUGUGUUCGCAGUAUUUGCAUCGUUGGUUCAAUGCAGACGGCAACGCAGACGGCAGCGCACGGAACGAAAGCGAACAGAAGGGGAAUAUAGGAAAAUAUAACCCGCUCAAUACAUUCUAGAGGAAACAUUCUCUUGACGUCAGUUCACUGUGUGAUUUUUUUAGGGUGACGGAAAAAUUCGAAAAUGUCAAGCUUAAAUGUUUGGAAUGCUCGCACGAAAUAAAACACCCACGUACCGUUUUUUUUCACCUAUUUCUAAAUUUUUCAUUUGAAAGGUUUAGUCGAAACAACUAGUGUGCCUGGCUUUCGUCUGUUCAAAUGGGAAUAUAGUGGCGCCCUGCCAAUCGAAACAAAGAUGUGAUUGGACCGAGGAGUCUUGUGUUGCAUAAUUUUGCCCGAGGGAAUUUAAAUACGGACGUGUGACCGGCCUGAGCUACCAUCUAUCUACUAAUUUCCCUUGAACAGCUUUUCAAUCAAUGUUGAAAUUUCUGUCAGUGCGGGAGUCAGGUCAAAGAGCAUGAUGAACUCUGGAGGUCGUGAGUGCUGGCGGGGAGUCUCGGCAGAGCGUCUUCAACCUCAAACUUGCAAAUGCGGUGGCCGGGAUCCACCGCCCUUUAAUUUGGUCUUUCCAGUUUCGGCGGGUGCAGAAUUCUCAACUGUAGCGCCCCCAACGUGGGCCAACAAUACUCUGUUUCCACUGCAGACGACAAUGCUGCCGACGGGAGUGUGGAGAACGGGUGAAGGGGCCAGUGGCGGUGGUGAUGCAGCAACUAUUUCUUCAUCAGCCGCACCAUCAGGAGGGAACUCAGCAGCAUGGCACAACUUACAUCCGAGAUCUGUGGCACUGCUGAUAGGAGCAAGUUUCAUGCUUAUCGUUAUCAUCCUCUUCCUUGGCUGCCUUUUGUUUUGCUUCACGAGAAAGAAGAAAAAGAAACGACAUGAUGACAUUCGAAGAUCCAGGCCUGAUGGAUGUGAAGCUGACCGAGGCCCUUGCGACUUACCUACUGUCAACGACCAACCGAAGAACAAAAACGAAUUUCCUCUAUUGCAGAUAGAUCAACCAACACACCCCAACCAUGAAAUACCACCAACACGAGACGUGUCAUCGGGCACCGAUUCACCAUUCGUGGUCAGAAAUUUCCCUAUGUUGAGAACAGUCAAAUCUGCCGUUGUCGGCAUCAGAUCAUCACCGAAGAAAGUGGCAAGACCUGUCAGCCGACAUGACUCAUCAGCUCCGCUCGUCGAACAUCAAGCCUCAAUUUUUCGUGAUAGGUGGAAGAAUGGAUCGCAGAGAAAUGGUAAAGACGACAUGGACGAUAACCGUUUAUCAACAGACAUUGAUAAUUCUGAUCUGCGAUAUCCCGAGCGAAGAGAUCGCUUGAUGACGCUGAAUGAGAAUGAUGUAGGUGUACCAAAUGGCAAGCUACCCACCAAGGUAGAAACACUACCAUCCAGGAUGUAUCCUGCACAGAGCAUCAUGGGAAGUCCGUCUCGAAAGAGUCCCAAUAAGAGACCUGAUUCAUCAACACCUUUAUUUGAUAGCGAUUCAAUAUCAAGUUCUGAAGCAUGACAAAGAAUUAAGCUACCACUUCGAAUGUCAUAGUACACCUUGAAGGCCUUCUAUGACUCUUCGUGAAAAGAUACUGCAAUAAUUAUGUUGAUUUUUUAAAGAAUAAGUUCUGUUGGAAAAUUAAGAUCGUCCUUUUCGAUGUCAAUAUACAUCCUAACAAGACAUCUGAAAUUAUUUAGGAUAAGAAAUGCAAUAUGUUUCAUUAUUAAACAAUAUCUUCCUUACUUCUGUAAAGAAAGUUUGAAUAAAUAACUUUAACACCUUUCCGUCAGGAGGAGUCUAAAGUUUCUACAUGAUGGCGGCAGGUCUUUUAGAGAAAGUGACCAGAGAAGACUUCCAUAUCUCACUUUAUUUAUAUCCCUGGCUGUACGGAGCUCUUCCGGGGCAGUAGUCUCCUCCAAAAUGUUCUUGUUACAAAAUUCCACCCCAAGGUGUGCACUAGGAAAGUGUUUAAUCAACAUUUGUUGUCUGACAGGUUGUCAGAUCGGACAACUUUCCUUGGUUUGACUGACUGAGAAGCAAAGUGUCUAAGUAAUAGUUAUUGGCGGAUAGAGUAGAUUUUGUCAGAUAAAACAUCUGAAAAGUCCUUUCAUUUAACGCUCCUCCGACAAAUACCACUGCGUUAUCAACGAGGUCACUUCGCUUUGUUAUGAUCACUAUGGAACAUUUUACGUAAUUUUGCCUGUUAGAAAAAAUAGCGUACGACAAUGCUUACAUCAAAAUUUAGUCAUAAUGAUUCUAGACUUCACAGAUUAAAGAUCGUUUAGAAUCACCUCAUUUAUUCGUAUUUAUCAACAGAGUUCAUAAAUAUUUCAGCCGUAUUUUUCAGGUACAUGUCUGAUCAUGAGACUGAAGUAAAAAAAAAAAAAUCAGAAUCAAUCGAAAAGCAGCACGAGAAACCUUGAAACCUUUCUAAUUGAGGU
This is a messenger RNA of Lytechinus variegatus (green sea urchin), 2502 nucleotides long. RefSeq lists its product as uncharacterized. The transcript has 4 exons. The record is from RefSeq and is a predicted model, not a curated record. NCBI's taxonomy places the organism in Eukaryota, Metazoa, Echinodermata, Echinoidea, Temnopleuroida, Toxopneustidae. The coding region runs from base 527 to 1579 and encodes 350 amino acids.